Molecule: messenger RNA, 3303 nt
Organism: Polistes canadensis
Lineage: Eukaryota; Metazoa; Arthropoda; Insecta; Hymenoptera; Vespidae
Product: zinc finger protein 41-like
Exons: 3
Coding region: 1188-2945 (585 amino acids)
Biological process (GO): regulation of DNA-templated transcription
Molecular function (GO): RNA polymerase II cis-regulatory region sequence-specific DNA binding; DNA-binding transcription factor activity, RNA polymerase II-specific
Source: RefSeq, a predicted model, not a curated record
AGAAAAAAAGAAGAAGAAGAAAAAAAGUGAUCGCCUACGCGAUAUAAAACUGAUUAACAAUAUUAAAAUUAAUAUAACAACAAGGGGUUAGGUACUUCGUAGAAGAAUAAUAAUGUUAGUAGAGAAAGAAGCAGCUUAUCCUAGCUGAUCAUCAUCAUUGGUCCAUUAUAUAUUUCCCUUAGCAUCUCGUAUAGUUAUGUGCACAACUCGAAGAAUUUAUUAUACAUUUGAAACGCUAUAAAUGUGGAGGAUUCGCGUAUUAUAGUGAAGAAAACGUACUACACACUAUUUAAAUCUACAUAUAUCUAUACAUACACUGAACGGAAGGGGCCCAGGGGGCAGGGGGUACACGUAUAUGCACAGAUGUGUGAUCGUAUGAGGGAACAGAACGCUUGCAACUACUCGCCAGCUGAACCAGAAGAAGAAGAAGAAGAAGAAGAAUAAGAAGAAGAUGAUGAAGAAGAAGUGGUGGUGGUGAUGGUGGUGGUGCUGCUGCUGCUGCUGGUACUAGAAGAAGAAGAAGAAGAAGAAGAAGAAGGUAAAGAGGUUGUGGAAAAGGGGAAGAGUGGAGUAAGGGAGGUGUUACGCUCCUAUAUGUAGCCCCGAAACUUAGCCAGAGGAACUAUUGCGCCCGAAAUUGCCGAGGCGUACGCACCCCUGGGGCCCCCCUCACCCCACCCCCGCCCCGUCGCCGUAAAAAACAACGCGCGUGAAGAAGAAGAUUUUCCUUUCAAUUCUUUUCUCUUUUUUUUUUUUUUUUGGUUUUUUGUUUUUCCCGUCGUAACGCGAAAAUUCUGUUCUUUCUUUUUUUUUUCGGUUUACGCGUCGUCAUCCAACGCCCCCUUUUUUAUUUCCGAAGGAUUUAAUCCUUUAUUUUUGUUUCUCCCCCUUUUUUUUAAUAAUUAUAUCUUUUACUUUGAUUAUAUACUUUGAUUACGUUUCUAUUUCUUUUUUUUUUUUGAUUCGGGAUCAUUUUUAUUGGAAAAGAAACUUAAAAAUUCGCGUGUGUUGCGUUCAAUGUGUGGACAAGAUUUUGAUUGUUCAAAGUUGAGAGAAAGGCCAAUCAAUCAUGUUUUGUGUGAUACUUUGAGAAAAAUAUCAAGUGGUGAAUAAGAAGAAUAAGAAGAAGAAGAAGAAGAAGAAGAAGAGGUAGAAGAAGAUAAGAAGAAGGGGAGGAAAAAAAGAAGAUGCCGAGGGCUUUCCUGAUCACUCAUCGCCGAUACAACGGCGUCGAGGAGGAGUUCGAUACUUCUGCUGGAGGUCAAAGUCCUGAACGAGGGGUUAGGUUAGCCGAAUAUGGCAGUGCCCAGCCUACUUCUGAUGGUGCUAGCGAAUGCGGUAGCGAGACCUCCUCGGAAUGUCCUGAAGAAUUGUACAACCUUACGAAACUUGCGGAAGUCAGCCUUGCUGCAGCAGCUGGUACCCUAAUUCACCCAAACAAUGUGAUCUAUCAACGAUCAAGUUCACCGAGAUUUAAUGAACCCGUUGAAAAAUGUGCUAGAACGAUUGUACCCAGAAUUAAGGAUCAUCAUUAUCACCACCACCAUCAUCAUCAUCAUAAUAAUAACAAUAAUAAUAAUAAUAAUCUUCAUCAUCAGCCCCAACGAAUUCAGGAACGGCGAACAACUACUUACGAGGAAAAACAAAGCUUGGAAAAAACUAGAUUAUUCUUGGAGAGUAUAGAAAAUGAACAAGAGGUACUUGGAAUUAAAAGACUGUCGCCACAUCAUCAACGUCUUCAUCAUAGAAAUCAUAAUAAUAAUAAUAAUAAUCAAACACAUCAUACACGGGAAGAAAUUACUUUCCCUACGGAAAAGAAAAUUGAUUCACCACCAAAAUCAAAUAAUAAUGUCAGUGAAUCGAAUCCCGUUAAUCAACAAUCACGUCGAACAACUAUUCAGGGUAACGUGGAAACGACAAAAAACGAGGAUAGCGAGGAUCACGAGUGUCCUGAUUGUGGUAAAAAGUAUUCUACAUCGUCAAAUCUUGCCAGACACAGGCAAACUCACAGAUCACUGGGUGACAAGAAGGCAAGGAGGUGUCCCCAUUGCGACAAGGUUUAUGUCAGCAUGCCUGCCUUCAGUAUGCACGUUAGGACACAUAAUCAGGGUUGCAAGUGUCACUAUUGUGGCAAGUGCUUUUCCAGGCCAUGGUUGCUUCAAGGACACAUACGCACGCACACAGGUGAGAAACCGUUCAAAUGCACGAUAUGUAACAAAGCGUUCGCCGACAAAUCGAAUCUACGUGCACACAUACAAACCCAUUCUAACACGAAGCCCCAUGUGUGCGGUAGAUGUGGUAAAGCGUUUGCUUUGAAAUCAUAUUUAUACAAACACGAAGAAUCUUCUUGCAUGCGAGCUCAUAAUCAUCAUCAUCAUCGGUCUACAAUCGAGAAGAACGAAUCUAGCGAACGAAAGACGAAUUCUAUUAAUUCAUCAUCGACAACGUCUGGUAAAACGAACGAGCCCGUAUCAACGGUUUUGGAUGGUUUCAACGAUUCACAAAAUUCGACAACGACGGCAAUGGCCACGACGAAUACAACAAUAACAACAACAACAACUACGACGACUACUUCCUGUGUGACAGCAUCACCAACUAGCGUGAUAGUUCCACGUUUGGCUAUUCAACGCGAUCAAAACUCUCCUUCGUCCGCAUUUUCAGCUAUCAUCAAACACACUGGCAGUGGUGUUAAUGAAACUGACGCUUCACCACCUGCCAAACGUAUUUUCAAAGAACAACUUCACGGGAAGUCGCAAGAUAACAAAACAACUGAGAUUGUUUCAAGCAUGGUCAUCAGAACCUCGGUUAUAUCACCCAAUCCAGAACACUUGGGUAGAUUCAAUGACGCGAAAAAAUCUUCCAAUACCUUUGAUUAUACAGAGUCAACGAGAACUUCUGCUUUCUCGAGACCCACCACGAUGACACUAAAUUUAGCGAUUGCGUGAAAUUGAAACAUAAGAUCACACUGUUUUUUUCUGUUUUUUUUUCAUCCUUCGUUACAUCAUUUAUUUCUUUUUUGAAAAUAAUUUUUUGAAAUGAAAUUUGCGUUAUAUCGAUUUCCGACACGUGAAUGUGCUGAUUUUUUUUCAAAUAAUUAUCGAAAGGCAUUACGUGUAUAUUUAUACCGGGUAUUGUCUAAAGUAUCUUCCUAAUUAGGGACCACGUAGAGAAUAAUCGUUACUAAUAUUAUAACAUUCUAGACAUUAUACUCGUAUAUUUAAAUGGCGUGCUUCCUUUUUUUUUCUUUUAUUCGAUUAAUCGUGCCACGAAGCCUAUAUACAAGGAGAACGAUCGCAGUUUUAU